UUACAGUCUCCUGUCAAAUGAGCAAUUUGAUUGGAGCUUUUUCAAAUUAACAGGAAGUCGCCUUUUAUAACAGAAAAUUGGAGACACCUGAUUUUGUUGCUCGUGUUAUUAUGGCUCAAAAUAUCAAUCCACACUACGCCUCAUCGUCAAAUCCGGCCAAACAGAACGAGGAUACUAUAAAACUUAAGGACAAUCAUGCAGUAAGCAAACGGCUGCAGAAAGAGUUGAUGGAGCUGAUGCGCUGCGCGGACAAGGGCAUAUCCGCGUUCCCAGAGAGCGAGAACCUGUUUAAAUGGAUCGGGACGAUUAACGGACCCUUGGAUACCGUUUACGCGGGUCACAAGUACAAGUUGUCGCUGGAGUUCCCUAAUUCGUACCCGUACGCGCCUCCCGUGGUGAAGUUCGUGACGCCGUGCUUCCACCCGAACGUGGAUACAUGUGGGUUAAUAUGUUUAGACAUUUUAAAAGACAAGUGGACAGCUCUGUACGACGUUCGCACGAUAUUACUGUCUAUACAGAGCCUGUUAGCGGAGCCCAACACGCAGAGUCCUCUGAACCAGCAAGCAUCCUUCCUCUGGCCUAACCAGCCCGCCUAUAAGAAACAUUUAGACGAUUUCUAUAGUAAACACAAAGACUCUUAGUUUAAUUUAAUGGUCACAGUUUGAUUUGCGUAUUUUGUGUUGUGAAUGUUUGUGCGUCUGCCGAAUGGAGUUGACGGGAGCUUUUUGUUUUAAGUUUUUCUGUUUGUGAUUAUUUUCUAUAAGUUGUUAACAAAAAGCUUGUAUAAGUUUCUGACCGGGGCUGUAUAGCAUUCCUUAUGUUUUAGUUUUCAUCGAGUUAUUUUUUUUGUUCUGUAAACUGUUAUCUGACGCAAGUAACUUUCUAUAGUAAGUUGAUUUUCUGGUUAACUUCUCUAAUUAUGUAUCUAACAUUAUUUAUUUUUGUCAAUUGGCCCGUCUCUUCAAUCAUGGUUUUAUUCCGAUGAAUGAAUUAAUGUAUAUUGAAAGAUCAUUGACAAAAUAUAAUUCUUUAGUGCAAUUCA
This is a messenger RNA of Leguminivora glycinivorella, 1042 nucleotides long. It is a transcript of the gene vih, whose product is annotated as ubiquitin-conjugating enzyme E2 C. The coding region runs from base 111 to 641 and encodes 176 amino acids. The transcript is spliced from 2 exons. Lineage: Eukaryota; Metazoa; Arthropoda; Insecta; Lepidoptera; Tortricidae. The record is from RefSeq and is a predicted model, not a curated record.